Centropristis striata (black sea bass) is the source of this 2362-nucleotide messenger RNA. RefSeq names its product SDA1 domain containing 1 (gene sdad1). The record is from RefSeq and is a predicted model, not a curated record. The transcript has 22 exons. NCBI's taxonomy places the organism in Eukaryota, Metazoa, Chordata, Actinopteri, Perciformes, Serranidae. Bases 135 to 2195 code for a protein of 686 amino acids. Gene Ontology annotation, biological process: ribosomal large subunit export from nucleus; ribosomal large subunit biogenesis. Gene Ontology annotation, cellular component: nucleolus.
AUGACCGGAAAUGACGUACGGACGUCACAUUGCUGCGACCUAAAUGGCAGCCUACACAACUGCCACGCUUGCCUUGUAAACGGUGCCGUUUUCUUCCAUUUUAUCUAAUAUACAGGAAAAAAACAUCUUUAACAAUGUCCGGGAGACAUAACAACAAACUGCCAAACAAUCUGCCACAACUGCAGAACCUUAUUAAAAGAGACCCGCAGUCAUACGUGGAGGAGUUUCUGCAGCAGUAUCGACACUACCAGUCCAAUGUUCAGAUCUUCAGACUGCAGCCUGACAAGCCCAACAAGGAGCUGGCUGAUCUGGUCAUGUUUCUGGCUCAGGUGGGUCAUUGCUACCUGCAGCAACUGUCCACUUUUCCACAGGAACUGUCUGAGUUAUUAAUGAGUCACCACACAAUGCUCGAGCCAGACCUCAGGAUGACUUUCUGCAAAGCGCUGAUUCUCCUGAGGAAUAAAGAUCUGAUCGACCCCACCGGCCUCCUGGAGCUCUUCUUUGAGCUGCUGCGAUGUCAUGACAAACUCCUCAGAAAGACUCUGUACACUCACAUUGUAGCAGAUAUCAAAAACAUCAAUGCCAAGCACAAAAACAACAAAGUUAACACAACUUUACAGAACUUCAUGUACACAAUGCUGAGAGACAGUAAUCCCAUCGCAGCAAAGAUUUCUUUAGAUGUGAUGGUGGAGCUUUACAGAAGGAACAUAUGGAAUGAUGCAAAGACAGUUAAUGUCAUUACAACAGCGUGCUUCUCCAAAGUGACAAAAAUCCUUGUUGGCGCUCUUAAAUUCUUUCUGGGCAAAGAUGAGGAUGAGAAAAAUGAGAGUGAUUCAGAUUCCGAGGCCGAGGGACCAUCAGCCCGAGACCUCAAGGUGAGAUUCAACACCGGCAAGAAAACCUCCAAGAACAAGAAGAAGCUGGAAAAGGCGAUGAAAGUCCUCAAGAAAAACAAGAAAAAGAAGAAGGUAGAAGUGUUCAAUUUCUCUGCUAUUCACCUGAUUCAUGAUCCUCAAGAUUUCUCAGAGAAACUCCUGAAGCAGUUAGAAGACUCUAAAGAGCGCUUUGAGGUGAAGAUCAUGAUGAUGGAGUUCAUAUCCAGACUGGUUGGAAUCCACGAGCUGUUUCUCUUCAAUUUCUAUCCCUUCGUCCAGAGGUUUCUACAGCCACAUCAAAGAGAGGUGACAAAGAUUCUCCUGUGUGCAGCCCAGGCUUCACAUCAACUCGUCCCACCAGAGAUCAUUGAACCUGUAAUCAUGACCAUCGCCAACAAUUUUGUGACAGACAGAAACUCCGGGGAGGUGAUGACUGUGGGAAUCAAUGCCAUCAAGGAAGUGGCAGGCCGUUGUCCGCUCGCCAUCAAUGAGGACUUGCUGCAGGACCUAGCCCUCUACAAGACUCACAAAGACAAGAAUGUGAUGAUGUCUGCCAGAGGACUGAUCCAACUGUUCAGGAAUCUCAAUCCACACAUGCUGCACAGGAAGGACCGGGGGAGACCCACAGAAGCGUCAACAGAGGCCAAGAUCAAAGACUACGGAGAGCUGGAGGCUAAAGAUUACAUCCCCGGAGCCGAAGUCCUGGAGGUGGAGGAGGAGAAAAAAGAGGGAGAGGAGGAUGAAGGCUGGGAGAGUGCCAGUAUCAGUGAUGAUGAUGAGGAUGGGGAGUGGGUGGAUGUUCACCACUCGUCUGAUGAAGAAACGGGAGAAAUGGCGGAGAAGCUUCAGAAUAUGCCGGCUGAGGAAAGAAAAACCAAAGCAGCAGCAGUCAGCGGCAGCAGGCUCCUCACUCAAGACGACUUCAAGAAGAUCCGUCUGGUUCAGCUGGCCAAGGAGGUCAACGCUGCACCAGGGAAGGGCCAGAAGAGGAAGAAUGUGGAUCUUGACGAAGAGGACGACAACAGAGGGGAGCUGCUGACCUUGAGGAAUAUUGAGAAACUCCACAAGAAACCCAAAGCAGACAAGGAAACACGUCUGGCAACAGCAAUGGCGGGACGGACCGACAGGAAGGACUUUGUGAAGAAGCGGACCAAGCUGAACCCACACGCCAGCACCAGCAACAGGGAGAAGAGGAAGACGAAGAACUUCAUGAUGAUGAGACACAGUCAGAACGUCAGAACCAAAGGCAAACGCUCCUUCAGAGAGAAACAGCUUGCUCUACGGGAUGCUCUCCUGAAACAGAAGAAGCAGUACAAGUAAAACAUACAGACAUAAAGUUGUAUUUGCCAUCGGAUCACAAACAAUGUCAAAUAAUAAUGUACAUCCUUUAGGUAGCCUGUAAAACAUGAUCAGUUUGUUAAUGUGUUAUUUUCAGUGGAUAUUGCAAAGAUUUACACUGUUCUCAAAUAAACAAUCUUUAAUAGUUA